AUGGACGCGCGGUUAUACAGACUGCGAUACUGGAAUAUCUCUGUAAGCUUACCGAAAAGUGAAUUUGGAAAGUUGACCAUCCAAUUCCUUUCUCAUGAAGUGAGUGCGGAAGGAAUCAGAGCCUUGCCGAAGAUCGUCAAAGGCAUAGAGGACUUACCUUUCCCGUCAACGUACAAAGGGCUUACUGAAGACUUACCAGUAGUUGCCGCUGUGCUCUACGAACUGGACGAAGAACGUGUACGUGCUGGACGGAACCUGGAAGCCGCGAAGGAGUCCUUCGAGAUACUGAAACGUAAGAUCGUGUCGACCCCGCUGCUGCGGCAUCCAGAUAGGGUCAAGCCUUUCGUGAUUAUUCCGCAUGCUAACCCGUGGGCGGCGUGUGCAGUUUUGGGUCAGGAACAUGAAGGGCUCAUACACCUACUACGAUUUACUGACAUAGUGUUGAAGGAGCAAUUUACUGACAUAGUGUUGAAGGAGUCGGAGUUACGCUACAAUAAAGCCGAGAAGGAAGUGCUCGCAAUCUUGCGGACUCUGGAGGUGUUCAGAUCUCUGAUCCAUGGCUUAGAAUUCCCGGUUGUGGUGUAUACGCGCUACUCCGUGCUGAAAUGCUUGUUAGAAUCCAACACUGCAGAUGGACGGCAUCUGAAGUGGGGGUUGGAAUUAUCAAGAUGGUCACUGGAAAUCCAUCGGACUCAGAAAGAUGAGGACAGCCUUGCGGCCAUCCUUGGGUCCGGUAUCACUCCAAGGGAACACUUAGAUAAAGUUGCAGAAACCCUGAUUCCCGUCAAAGGGCAUCUGAAAGUAAUGCCACCACGCUGCAAAGGUUUCUACCCGCCGAGGAAGCUGCGGGUGUAUAUUGCGGAAGCUGUCAGGGUCGUGAAGGCUGAAGGACAUAUCCUAGAAGGUGUGACAGUCAACGACGCUGAAUAUCAUGGUUUAAUUCUGGGUUUAAAGCUCGCUAUGAAGCUUGAUGUUAAGGAACUUGUAGCAGUCGGUGAUUCCCGAAUCGUCAUCCAACAAGCUCAGGACCUGAUUAAUUGCAAUCAGCCUAAUUUGCAACGACGCUUGGCUGAAUAUGAGGAUCUCAGGAAGGAUUUGGCGUCUGUGAAGUUGAUUCAUGUUAAACGUGAAUUUAACCAAGCGGCCGACUACCUGACCUCUAAGACUCUCUUGCUUGGAGGAUCCUGGGAGAUCGAUGACCCAGACAAGAUAGUACAUCUACGUCUCGUAUCUAGAAUCCCUGAAAAGAUCAUGAAGCCUUCGGAAAUCUCAGAUACUUCUGCGACCGAUGCAGUUCGUACGGACCAAGUCGUCCUUGAAAUGAGAAACCCCGAUGACGGAAUACCUGAGUCUUUAGCUGCCGCUGCUGAGGCAUUGAUGGAGAUGACGAGAACCCGUGCAGGAAUAGACACAGAAUCCCGGAGUCCCGUAGACCGGUCUGGAUACCAGGGUGAACGUUGGAGAAGAACAAAGGUUCACCAAGAUGAGAAUCCGUGUAUUCAGCAAAUGAAAAAGGUUCUAAAAGUAGAUGUGUCUCAAGAAAACAAGUGA
Messenger RNA from Phytophthora megakarya, 1551 nucleotides. Lineage: Eukaryota; Oomycota; Peronosporomycetes; Peronosporales; Peronosporaceae. The record is from the annotation of a GenBank genome assembly.